Messenger RNA from Plasmopara halstedii, 252 nucleotides. RefSeq lists its product as uncharacterized. Lineage: Eukaryota; Oomycota; Peronosporomycetes; Peronosporales; Peronosporaceae. The record is from RefSeq and is a predicted model, not a curated record. Bases 1 to 252 code for a protein of 83 amino acids. The transcript has 2 exons.
AUGUUGAUUCGUAUUUUUGCUCCGACAAUAAAAACCGGACUUUAUCGAAUUCUAUUACUAUUGACAGUGUAUAUCUUAUGUCGAUUUCACUAUUUACUCUUUUUUCUUGGCCAUACUUCCCUCGCGAAAUGCAAAUCUUGCCAAAUCAAUACAACGUUUUUUCGCCCUUGUUCUUCGCUAGUGGAUCUGCACCGUUUUUUGAAGAAAAAGCGCGAUCUCUUCGUACUCUUCGCUGAGUGCCAGGAGCAAUGA